Malania oleifera is the source of this 1172-nucleotide messenger RNA. RefSeq names its product WUSCHEL-related homeobox 9-like. The record is from RefSeq and is a predicted model, not a curated record. Bases 2 to 1126 code for a protein of 374 amino acids. The transcript has 3 exons. Lineage: Eukaryota; Viridiplantae; Streptophyta; Magnoliopsida; Santalales; Ximeniaceae. Gene Ontology annotation, biological process: regulation of developmental process. Gene Ontology annotation, molecular function: DNA-binding transcription factor activity; DNA binding.
UAUGGCUUCAUCAAAUCGACACUGGCCUAGCAUGUUCAAGUCCAAACCCUGCAACACUCACCCCCACCAAUGGCAGCAUGACCUCAACUCCCCCUCUCCCCUCCUGCCAACUGGAUGUCACACAACCCCUUACACUUCAGGAUGUGAAGAGAGGAGUGUGGAGCCAAAGCCAAGGUGGAACCCGAGGCCGGAACAGAUACGAAUUCUUGAAGCCAUUUUCAACUCGGGGAUGGUGAAUCCCCCAAGGGAUGAGAUAAAGAAGAUCAGAACUCAGCUACAGGAGUACGGCCAAGUUGGAGACGCCAACGUCUUCUACUGGUUCCAGAACAGAAAAUCCAGAAGCAAACACAAGCAACGCCACGUCCCCAACUCCUCCAAACCACAAGUACCCUCCCCACCAUCAAUCACCACCACUUCUGCUGCUUCAUCUUCCUCAUCCACCUCUUCAGACAAAUCCCCUCCAAAGUCCUCAGCCCAGAAGGUCCAAUGUUCUUCGAAUGCCGUCGCUAAUGUUUCCAACUCUCCGACCGGCUUGGCAAACCACGGUUUGUUGAAGGAACCCUUUUUGUCGCCGAUGCAGCAGCAGCAGCAGAUGGGAGGAGCUAAUUCUGUGUUUGGGCCGCCGGGGCUUUGCUUCUCUGAUCAUGAGAUUACCCACUACACGGAGCUUUUGCUUGGGGAAAUGACCAGUCAGUACAGAGAUUUGAAAAGGGAAGGGGAGAAGAUGAAGGAACAGCUGAAUUAUACUGCAAGUAGUACUGAUCCUCACAGCCUUCUACUUACUGCUGCUACUCCUACUACUGUGACUGUUGCUUCCACCAGUGUCCAUCAAGCUCAAGGUGGUGGGGUGAGUCCGGCGCCUGCGAAAUCAACGGUGUUCAUCAAUGACGUAGCGUUCGAGGUGAGCGCGGGGCCCUUUAACGUUAGCGGGGCUUUCGGCGACGGAGCUCUCCUCGUCCACUCCUCCGGUCAACCCGUUCUCACCAACGAGUUGGGGUUCACUCUCCAUCCUCUCCAGCACGGCGCAUUUUAUUAUCUGCUGCGCACGUUAACCCCCUUGUGCGAAAGACACGAAUACGCAAAUGAAGCAGCCGCCGAUACGGUGCUUCAACAGUUCCCAUUCUAAUUAAUUACUUCUGCAGUCCUAACACGACGCAAAGCCAGCUUAAUUG